Messenger RNA from Tarenaya hassleriana, 5826 nucleotides. RefSeq lists its product as uncharacterized. Lineage: Eukaryota; Viridiplantae; Streptophyta; Magnoliopsida; Brassicales; Cleomaceae. The transcript is spliced from 15 exons. The record is from RefSeq and is a predicted model, not a curated record. Gene Ontology annotation, biological process: protein deubiquitination. The coding region runs from base 279 to 5198 and encodes 1639 amino acids. Gene Ontology annotation, molecular function: protein binding; cysteine-type deubiquitinase activity.
UGGUUUUCUCGUCCUCCGCCAUCGAACUCCAACACAGACACCACAACGACUCCUCCACUCUCUCUCUCUCUCCGAUUUCGCUACCGAUCCUCCGCCGUGCUAGCCGCCGGAAUCUUCGAACGACGUCUUCCGUUCUCAGUUUCCGAUUUGACCCUGCAUUUCAACGAGUAAGUCUCUCUUCGUCCAUUUGCUGAGGCGUAUAUACACACAGACGUGUGUAUAUGUACACAUCUGUGUAUUCUUCAUGUCGAUUGGUUUUUUUCUGAGCUGAAUCGUGGAUGGGUCAUAAGAAGAAAAACCCCGCGCCUCGCCCCAAGCAAUCGCCGGCGGAUGCGGCGGCGGCGACGACGGCGACUCCUUCCAGUGCGGUGGAGUCCGACCCUUCCGAUAUUCCGGUCGGUGCGCUCAAUAGGCGCCAAGGUUCCCAACGCGGCGUGAGGACAGAACCGUCGGAUUCGGCUAAGGAGGUUUCGUCUUAUUCUGUGAUCAAGCUCGAGUGCGAGAAGGCGCUGACGUCAUUUCGGCGAGGGAGCUAUAACAAGGCGAUUCGGCUCAUGAAGGAAUCUUGCUCUCGCCACCAAGAUUCUGCCCUGAUCCACCGGGUUCAGGGCACUUUGUGCGUCAAGGUUGCUUCAGUCUACGAAGAUCCAGCUACUAAACAGAGGUUUUUGCGUAAUGCCAUUGAUUCGGCUAGAAAAGCUGUGGAACUUUCGCCCAACUCAAUUGAGUUUGGGCAUUUCUACGCGAACCUGCUCUAUGAGGCUGCCAAUGAUGGCAAAGAGUAUGAGGAGGUCGUGCAAGAGUGCCAACGGGCACUUUCGAUAGAGAAUCCGAUAGAUCCUGCUAAGGAGAGCCUUCAAGAUGAGAGUCAGCAGAAGAUAUCGUCCGCUGAGGCCCGUGUAGCUCAUGUUCAGGAUGAGCUCAGGUCGCUGAUACAAAAAUCUAAUAUAGCUUCAUUAUCCACAUGGAUGAAAAACCUAAGUAAUGGGGAAGAGAAGUUUCGGUUGAUUCCCAUUAGGAGAAUAGCUGAGGAUCCAAUGGAGAGUAGGUUGGUUCAGACCAGGAGACCAAAUGAGAUUAAGAAAGCUACUAAGACUCCUGAAGAGAGGAGGAAGGAGAUUGAAGUGAGGGUGGCAGCAGCUAGGUUGCUGCAGCAGAAGUCUGAGUCUUCUCCCCUACAGGAUGAAGGAAAUAGUAACAACAAGGUAUCAGAUUCGGCAUUAGGUUCUGGACAGAGAGGUGGGGAGAGGUCGAAGCAUGGGAACUCGAGGAAAAAUGGCUCCACAACUGAGAGGAGCGAUUGGGUUAGGUCGUACUGGGAUUCUAUGAGCAACCAAAUGAAGAGAGACUUGCUUAGGGUUAAGGUUAGUGACGUUAAGGGUCACUUUAGUUUGUUUAAGGAUGGACAAGCGAACGAGAUUAUUACCGAAGCUUUGUCCUUCUAUGAAUGUAACAAGACAUGGAGGUUCUGGGUUUGCUGCCGGUGCAAUGAGAAAUUUACGGAUGCUGAGUCUCAUAUGCAGCAUGUCGUGCAGGAGCAUAUGGGGAACGAGCUGCCGAAGAUGCAAGCGGUUUUGCCUCAAAGCAUUGACAAUGAGUGGAUUGAGAUGCUUUUGAAUUGCACAUGGAAACCAUUGGAUCUAUCAGCUGCAGUUCAAAUGCUUGGCAAUCGGCCAAAACGCCCAAAUUCUGAGCUUUAUGAGUUAAACUCUAGAGAUAACAUGGAUUGCAGUGACAACUGUUUCAAGGAUGCAUGGGAUUCUUCACCUGAGAAGGAAAACCUAGGGGUCGCUUGCAGCUUUAGAACCAGAGACAGCAGCAGCUGUGGCGAGAACUUCAAUGUUGGUGUUAAUGGGACUGAAGGGGAUCAGGUGUCAUUUUCAUUUCCUCCUGAUGGGUGGCCGUUAUCCAAUGAUCCUGAAUGUGCAAAGCUCCUGGAAAAAGUUCGUGCAGCAUUUGAGCUCCUUAUAAGAUACAAAUAUUUGGCCGCUAGCCAUCUUAACAAGGUCAUUCAGUUUACUCUGGAUGAACUUCACAAUCUAGCCUCUAGUUCACAGGUCUUGAACCGUGGUUUGGAGCAGUCACCCAUAUGCAUAUGUCUUUUGGGAGCUCCUCAGCUCAGGAAAAUCCUCAAAUUCUUGCAGGACCUGGCACAUUCCUGUGGAUUAAAUCGAUAUGAUAAAAGUACACCUAAUGAUGAUGUUAAUGGCAGUGGCCAAUGUUGUGAACUUGCAGAGGAGAUUCUUCUUGAUGGCGAAGGUUCAUAUCUCCUUCUGGAUGAAAAGUUGAUUGGCACCGAGUGUACCCAAGAGAAGGAUAUGGGCUCUGCCUCAGAUAGUGUAGCCACAGGAUGUUCCAGACGCAUUGCAAACGGAAACAGUGUCUCUUUUGGUGCAGAUGGAUUUCUUUCGUGGAUCUUCACAGGGCCCUCAAGCGGGGAACAGAUAGCGUCGUGGAUGCGUACAAAAGAAGAGAAAACGCGUCAAGGACUGGAGAUUAUGCAGGUUCUCGAGAAGGAGUUUUGUCACCUUCAGAAUCUUUGCGAGAGAAAAUGUGAGCACUUAAGCUAUGAGGAAGCGCUGCAGGUGGUUGAGGGUCUCUGUCUUGAAGAAGGCCGGAAGAGGGAGGCUUCAUCAGAAUUUGUCCGUGAUAGCUAUGACAUUGUGCUAAGAAAGCGGAGAGAAGAGCUGCUAGAAAGUGACCAUGAUUUGGUGUUCAUCAGUAAUAGGUUUGAGUUGGAUGCUUUGACAAAUGUUUUGAAAGAAGCUGAAUCUCUGAAUGCCAAUCAAUUUGGAUAUGAAGAGUCAUACGGCAGUGUGAGCCCUCAACUAUGCGAUCUGGAAUCUGGUGAAGCUGAUGAAUGGAGGAUGAAGGAUUCCUUGAAUCAGGCUGAUACAUUCAUAGAGAUCGCAAUUCAAAAACAGAAAGAACAAUUGUCUGCUGAGCUUAGCAAAAUUGAUGCACGGAUGAUGCGGAAUGUGACCGGGAUGCAACAAUUAGAGCUGAAGCUUGGACCUGUUUCCUCCAAUGAUUAUCAGACAGUGCUGCUGUCUUUGGUGAAGUCCUACAUGCGUGCACAUUUGGAGGCAUUGGCUGAAAAAGAUGCCACUGAGAAGUCUGAUGCCGCACGGGAGGCAUUUCUUGUGGAACUUGCUCUUGAUUCUAAGAAGGAUGUCAAAAGCAAGAAUGAUAAUUCAAGACAUGUACAGGAAAAGUCAAAGGAUAAGAAAAAGAAUAAAGAUAGCAGGAAAACAAAAGAUUCAAAGACUACUGUUGGCGGUGAGCAUCUUUUCAACAAUGAUUCAGUUGAGCACAGAUCUUCUCCAGUUGCAUCUUACAAUGAUCAUUCCAAGGCUGAAGGUGUUUCCGGAGCUGUUGAUACUUUGAAAGAAGAGGACGAGGAAUACAGACGCAAAAUUGAACUUGAAGAAGAGGCGAGAAAGCUUGAAGAAACUCUAGAGUAUCAGAGGCAAAUAGAGAAUGAAGCUAAACAGAAGCACCUUGCUGAACAACAGAAGAAAUACAACUCUCCAGUUCCAUUGAAGGAUGCUGAUGCAGCCUAUGAUACUGUCUCUGACGAUUUAGAUGUCCAAGAACAAGAAAAAUCCAUUAGUGAGGAGAAUUGGAUUCUGAAUAAUGGGUUACUUGAUAACUUGGAAGGCCCCACAGUGAAUACAAAUGGUAUUUUGCAGCCAAUUAAUUCAUCUGUGGCUUAUGAUGCUGAAAGGGUGCAGCAUGGAAAAUCUCCAAAAGCAAUGGCUAAUGGAACAGCUACUCAGGCUGGUAUUUUGCAAUCUGAUCAACGGGCGGGAAGGAGGAGUAGACGCCAAAAAGUUUCUAACAAGUUGGUUGAUGGAAAAUAUCAGGUCACACCUCUUGAGAAGGAAAAUGGUGAUUCUUGUAAACCCGGGACUGGGGGUCAUGAGAGACCGUCAGAAAUUAUACUCAGAAAUGGUGAUGUUGGAACAAAAACGUUGAGACAAUUACAAGCUGAAGAGGAUGAAGAGGAAAGGUUCCAGGCUGACCUUAAAAAAGCAGUGCGCCAAAGCCUUGAUACUUACCAGGCGCUAAGAAAAAUGCCAUCAAGUGUGAGGACACCUGAGAGAACAGCUCUGGAAUUAAACAAUGAUGUGCUUAAACCUGAUGUGAUCGUGGGAGAAAAGACUCAGGAUUCCGUACAUUCGGACGUAUUUGGUACUGGUCUUCAAAAUGAAGUUGGAGAGUACAAUUGCUUUCUGAAUGUUAUCAUACAGUCUCUAUGGCAUUUGAGACAGUUUCGAGCUGAAUUCUUACGGAGAUCAACUCUAGAUCAUCAUCAUGUGGGAGAUCCUUGUGUUGUCUGCGCGCUGUAUGAAAUUUUCACAGCUUUAAGCGCUGCUACAUCUGAAACACGGAAAGAACCUGUGGCCCCUACAUCACUCAGGAUAGCUUUAAGCAACCUAUAUCCAGAGAGCAGUUUCUUCCAAGAGGCUCAGAUGAACGAUGCAUCAGAAGUACUUGCAGUAAUCUUCGACUGCCUUCAUCGGGCAUUUGCUCAAGUGUCAAGUGUUUCUGACACAGAAUCUUCUGAAAGCAACUGUAUGGGUUCAUGGGACUGCACAAACCGCACAUGUAUUGUCCAUUCUCUGUUUGGAAUGGACAUUUUUGAACAAAUGAAUUGCUUCAGCUGUGGGCUGGAGUCCAGGCAUUUGAAGUACACUUCCUUUUUCCAUAACAUCAAUGCUAGCGCUCUACGCACCAUGAAGGUUAUGUGUGCAGAAAGUUCAUUCGAGGAACUUCUAAAUUUUGUCGAGAUGAACCAUCAACUAGCUUGUGAUCCUGAAGCUGGUGGGUGUGGGAAACCCAACUAUAUCCACCACAUUCUCUCGACACCACCACAUGUUUUUACAACCGUUAUGGGCUGGCAAAACACUUGCGAAACUGCAGAAGACAUAGUAGCUACUCUGGAAGCCUUGAAUACGGAGAUAGACAUCAGCAUCAUGUACCGUGGUUUAGACUCUAAGAACACCUACAGCUUAGUUUCAGUGGUGUGCUAUUACGGACAACAUUAUCAUUGUUUUGCAUACAGUCAUGACCAUGAUCGAUGGGUCAUGUAUGAUGACAAAACCGUCAAGGUGAUUGGUAAAUGGGGAGAUGUACUCUCCAUGUGCGAGAGAGGGCAUUUACAACCGCAGGUUCUUUUAUACGAGAGACGGUAAACAAACAAACAUUUCCAUGUACGAUACGACGCAUCAUUCGGUAGUCCCACCAUUCCAGAGGGAGGACUGAAUUCAGGUUCUGUAUCAACCAUCUGAUGAAUCCCUUGCACUGUGCGAUCUCGUCCUACAAGCUGAGAAUGGUGAAGUCUGCAAGUACAAACAACGACAACAAAAAAGCAAGUAAGUACCUCUUUUUUCUAUAUGUAGGAACAGAAACUCGAGAACAAGGAAGCGGGAUUGUUGUGAUUUAUAUAACAUUAAGUAUGUUUCCGCCACCACCGAUCUCUCCGGUCUGGAAAGAAGGGUUGGUGAUGGGGGUGGGUGGAGGGAGAUAAAGAAAGAAGUUUUGUCUGGAUAAAGUAGCAACAGUCGAUUCAGUGGAAGAGUUUAAUGUUUUAGGAUCACUCUCUCUAUCCAUAGAAAUCUACACACCCUUUUGUUACUUUAGGGUUUUUGUUUUUGGUUUUAUCUUCGCUUGAGCUGAAUAAGAAGGCAAGCCCGGAAAUGUAACAGGAAAAGGGUUUUGGAAAGUGGACGAAUUUGUUAUCUGUACAGAUCAUAUGAUCCAUAUGACCUUGUGGGUAAAUGUAAGAGGCUUCUCGUUUGAGCCUUGUUUUUUGGUUUUUAA